UAGGUAGGUUUUUGUGCACGCAAAUAGCUACGAGGAGGAGACCACCAGGAUCAUAGAAAUGGUCGUUCUAUGUUCUCAUUGCGAAGACGUCAAACAGGCAACGACGAAGGAAAAACGCCAUCAUCCCCAACAACACAUUCACAAAACUUCACCAGAAACAGGCCUGUAUUUUGCCAGCCCAUGGCAUCCAUCAACCGCACAAAGACGCAUAGCUACCAGCCACCAACCGCACAGUUUCGGCGAGCUUAAAUACUUAAAUAUGCAGUAGCUAUAGAUGUAUAGAUAAAAAAAUUAAGAAAAGAGAAAAAGGUAUAGAAGAUCGUGUUAGGUUGAGACUUGAGAGUUGAGCUGAGCUGAGUGAGGAGAAUCCCGAAGCUGCUGUCUCAAUCUUCGCACCGUUUUCUGUUUGGAUUUCCCUUCCCUUCUUGGCUCUUACUUGUUAGAAUCUCCAUUUCUAUGAAGCCCACUACACUCUUUCACAGGGGUAACUUUCAGGACUUUCGUUUCUAUGAUCUUCAUGGCUGCUUCGGGUUUGCUGGGUGGUGAAAAGAGAGAAAAUGAAGCAGAAAAUCGAGUUAGUAAUGGGAAUCAUGAAAGUCCAACAAUGUCAAUGACAAGUGCAUCUAAUAGCACCGGCAGCAACGAGCAGUGUCGGCCUUGGGUUGAUGGGAAGAUGAUGAGAAAGAGAAUGGCUUCUGAAAUGGAAGUGCAGUUGAAUAAUGGUGAUUAUUACGGUAGGUUUCACAGAAGAAACAACCCAAAUUCCACCGCCAUUAAUGCCACCUCGCUUCUCAACUACUCCACUAUCAAUAAUAUGAAUAUGAAUACACUGCUACCUUCUUCCACAAACUUGACCCAUGUGACGUCAGGCGGGUCUGGAUUUUUAUCCACCUUUACAUCAUCAAGAACGACAACAAACUUGAGUUCCAUCGACAAUUUUUCUUCUCAUCAACAGCCCCAGAGUACUUUCCAGGCUCAGGCUGAGGCUCCUGCUGUUUGUGGCUUCUCUGGUCUGCCGUUGUUCCCACCGGAGAGUAGUAGAAACGUGGCUGUCAGCGGCUUGAUCCCGGCUUCUACUGCUUGUGUUACCGCUGUUACUUCGCCUUCCAUGGAGGAUAGCUCAGCCACGGCUUGGAUCGACGGCAUCAUAAAGGACCUUAUUCAUAACUCGAAUAAUGUCUCUAUUCCUCAGUUGAUUCAUAAUGUGAGGGAGAUUAUUUUCCCUUGUAAUCCCAACCUCGCUGCGCUACUUGAGUACAGGCUCCGUUCUCUCACUGAGCCUUUGGAGAGAAGGCCUGUGAAUCUCCAUCAAAGGCAGUUUAAUAAUCUUCAUCAUGAACCUUCUUCUACUCUUUCGCUCAAUCUCGACUGUGCUGUCGACAACCUCUCUAGUUAUUCUCUACCGGAUUCGUCUUACUUAAACUGGGGAAUAACACAACUGCCCGCCGCCCCUACCAGUCAACAAAAUCCACAACAUCAUCAUCAGUCUGUCACGGCCGUUCCUCUCUCGUUGAAUCAGGUGCAGUCUCAAGCUCCUCAGCCUCAGGAACAAAAGCAACAAGGCAACGAGAGCUCUUCACCAGUGGAGACAGUUGCAACACCUACGCCAACAACAGCAGCAACCCCAACAGCGACAGCUUCUGCAAUAAGAGAUAAAAAAGAAGAAAUAAGGCAACAACAGAGAGACGAAGAAGGUCUGCACCUGCUGACCCUUCUCUUGCAGUGUGCGGAGGCGGUUUCCGCCCAUAACUUGGAAGAAGCAAACAAGAUGCUGCUGGAGAUUUCUCAACUCUCCACGCCAUAUGGGACUUCUGCACAGCGAGUGGCUGCUUAUUUCUCAGAAGCAAUGUCUGCAAGGCUAGUAAGCUCCUGCCUGGGAAUAUACGCAGCUUUGCCUUCUUUACCCCAAAGUCAUACCCACAAGAUGGUGUCGGCCUUCCAAGUGUUUAAUGGCAUCAGCCCUUUUGUCAAGUUCUCUCAUUUCACAGCCAAUCAGGCUAUACAGGAAGCGUUCGAGAGGGAGGAGAGGGUGCACAUCAUAGAUCUAGACAUCAUGCAAGGCCUUCAAUGGCCUGGUCUCUUUCACAUCCUCGCUUCUAGACCUGGAGGCCCUCCUUACGUGCGCCUCACCGGAUUAGGCACCUCUAUGGAGGCUCUAGAGGCCACCGGCAAGCGCCUUUCUGAUUUCGCUGAGAAACUGGGUCUUCCCUUUGAGUUCUACCCGGUUGCUGAUAAAGUCGGAAACUUGAAUCCUGAAAAACUCAACGUCGGCAAGAGAGAAGCCGUCGCAGUCCACUGGCUACAGCAUUCCCUCUACGAUGUCACUGGUUCUGAUACCAACACACUAUGGCUUCUGCAAAGAUUAGCACCAAAAGUGGUGACGGUGGUGGAGCAGGACCUCAGCCCUGCAGGGUCGUUCUUGGGGAGGUUUGUGGAGGCAAUACAUUACUACUCAGCUUUGUUUGACUCGUUAGGGGCUAGCUACGGCGAGGAGAGCGAAGAGAGGCACGUGGUGGAGCAGCAGCUGCUGUCGAGGGAGAUACGCAACGUCCUGGCCGUGGGAGGCCCCUUUAGGAGUGGUGAUAUCAAAUUUCAUAAUUGGAGGGACAAGCUUCAGCAAUCCGGGUUCAAGGGUAUCUCUCUAGCUGGGAACGCCGCCACUCAGGCCACCCUUCUCCUCGGCAUGUUCCCUUCCGACGGUUACACAUUAGUCGAGGACAAUGGCGCGCUCAAGCUCGGUUGGAAAGACCUUUGCUUGCUCACUGCCUCUGCUUGGAGGCCAUUUCAUGCUAGUGCAGUUGCUGCCGCCACACACCGCUACUAAUUAUUGUAUCAAAUUAUACAUGUCAUCUGGGUGUGUUUUUUUUUUUUAUAUAUUUCAAUCUUUUUUAUGUGUUACUUCCGCCAUGAAUUAGGCUGCUAUGAUUCUGAAGGUCAGCGACAGCCCGGUUAUCAUUUUUCUGAAGAAUUGGCAUCUGUUCAAGCUCCGAUAAAAGCUGAUUUUUGAGUCGGGCUGAGCCUGAGCGAUUAGGAUUAAUCAUUGGGUCACUAAUUACUUGAAAACCUAUUAUUGACUGCAAAAAAUCUAUUUUAUAAUGUUACUGUAACUCUUACAAA
This is a messenger RNA of Mangifera indica (mango), 3117 nucleotides long. RefSeq names its product protein SCARECROW-like. The coding region runs from base 509 to 2824 and encodes 771 amino acids. Gene Ontology annotation, biological process: regulation of DNA-templated transcription; maintenance of protein location in nucleus; gravitropism. NCBI's taxonomy places the organism in Eukaryota, Viridiplantae, Streptophyta, Magnoliopsida, Sapindales, Anacardiaceae. The record is from RefSeq and is a predicted model, not a curated record. Gene Ontology annotation, cellular component: nucleus. Gene Ontology annotation, molecular function: DNA-binding transcription factor activity; sequence-specific DNA binding. The transcript has 2 exons.